Messenger RNA from Malus domestica (apple), 2085 nucleotides. RefSeq names its product laccase-14-like. Gene Ontology annotation, cellular component: apoplast. Gene Ontology annotation, molecular function: hydroquinone:oxygen oxidoreductase activity; copper ion binding. NCBI's taxonomy places the organism in Eukaryota, Viridiplantae, Streptophyta, Magnoliopsida, Rosales, Rosaceae. Gene Ontology annotation, biological process: lignin catabolic process. The record is from RefSeq and is a predicted model, not a curated record.
AAGAAUUAACAAGCACCUGCAUAUAUAUUCUUGGAGAUCGAGCAGAGAUUGCACUCUGAAAAUGGAGUGCUUAUUCAAAACAACGGGCUUCUUCUUCUUAGCUCUUAUGUCUACUUUGCUCCUCCAAACUCAGGUGUUUUCCUUGGCUCAAGGAAACGUUCAUUCCUAUGACUUUGUUCUCAAGGACACCAACUUUACAAAGUUAUGUAGCACAAAGAGUGCAUUUACUGUGAACGACAGUUUUCCGGGGCCGGUGAUCCGAGCUCAAAAGGGAGAUACGGUCUAUGUGAAUGUUUACAAUCAAGGAAGAUAUGGUGUCACUAUGCACUGGCAUGGGAUAAAGCAGCCUAGAAAUCCAUGGUUCGAUGGACCUGAGUAUAUCACACAAUGCCCUAUUCAACCUGGAACAAAUUUCACAUACCAAAUCCUACUUUCAUCCGAAGAAGGUACAUUGUUUUGGCAUGCUCAUAGUGAUUGGUCUCGGGCCACUGUACAUGGAGCAUUUCUCAUCUUGCCAGCAAAUGGAACCAGUUAUCCAUUUCCAAAACCAGAUGAAGAACAGGUUAUUGUAUUUGCAUCCUGGUAUAAAGAUGAUGUAAUGACAUUGCUGGAUGAGACCCUCGAAUCUGGCGGACUAACAACGUCAUCAGAUUCUUAUGUAAUCAACGGCGAACCAGGAGAUUUUUACUCAUGCUCCAAAGAAACGACAUAUCGAAUGUCUGUUGAUUAUGGAAAAACCUAUCUUCUCCGAAUAGUCAAUUCGGUGCAAAACAUAGACAUGUUCUUCGCCAUUGCGGAUCACAAUCUCAUACUCGUGGGUAUGGAUGGUUCUUAUGUCAAACCUAUAGUUUCCAGUUACAUAAUGAUCACCCCAGGACAAACAAUGGAUGUUUUAGUCGCAGCAAACAAAUCUCUUGGGCAUUACUACAUGUUUGCCAGUCCUUAUUAUGAUGGAGAGGCUGAUGACUUUGACAAAAGUAUUGCUAGCGCCAUAUUCCAAUACAACGGCAACUACACUCCUCCUUCAUCGCCCAUCUAUCCAACCAACAUUCCCGGUUUUUAUGACAUUGGUUCUGCGAGCAACUUUGUGAAACAAUUCAGGAGUUUGGCAUCUGCAGAGCACUCGAUUGACGUUCCACUGAAUGUCACCACCCGAAUGUUCGUAACAGUUUCCAUAGGCAUGUUGCAUUGUCCUAACAGAUCAUGUGCUGGGCCCGAGGGAAAUAGGAUUUCUUCUGGGUUGAACAACAUCAGUUUUGCCAACCCUGCUGUUGAUGUUUUGCAAGCAUACUACAGGAACAUCAGUGGAUAUUACGACGCAAGUUUCCCAGACGAACCGCCCAAUCUAUUCAACUUCACUGCAGAAGAAAUGAAAGCAGACAAUUAUAGUAUUACUGAUCGGGGUACCAAGGUGAAGAUGCUGGAUUAUAAUGCCACAGUCGAAAUAACAUUUCAAGGAACCAAUGUUAUGGACUCAGCAGAGAAUCAUCCAGUUCAUUUGCAUGGAUUCAGGUUUUAUGUCAUUGGAUCUGGUCUGGGAAAUUUCGAUAAUGUUACUGAUCCAUUAACAUACAACUUGAUUGAUCCACCUGAAGUUAAUACCUUCUCAGUUCCUAAGGAUGGUUGGGCCACCAUUAGAUUCAUAGCUAACAAUCCAGGAGUUUGGUUCAUGCACUGCCAUUUUGAUCGACAUAUGAGUUGGGGCAUGGGAACUGUUUUCAUAGUUAAGAAUGGAGGAAGUGAUGAGACAAGUAUGCGCCCACCCCCUGAUAACUUGCCUACUUGUGUCAAAAAUUCACUAUUUAAAACUUCCCACCAGUCAAUUUUACGGUUGGGAGAGUAAGAAAAUUUACAGGAACAUUAAAAGUUCUAUUAUCUACGCAUUAUAAAAAGGCUAUAAAUAUGUCAGCAAUGUCGGAUUUUAUACUAUGUUUUUGCAAAAAAAAAAAAAAAAAAAAAAAAAAAAGAUUCUUUACUAUGUAGUUCGAUCAAUGUAUCUUAUUUGUAGACUUGUAGUAGUGCUACACCACAUUCUUAUUUAAUUUAUGUUCUAAGACAAUCUUCAAUCGAACGGGCUAUAUUUAG